CUCCUUUUUAGGCCUCCUUCCGACGCCUUCGCUACCAAGAGAAACAUCAUUUCAAGAUAUCAGUUAUUAGGAUUUUUGGAGAAACUACGAUCUGUGGAUCUCGAUAACUAUGGUUUUAGGACCUUCUUUGUUUGAUGGUUUUCUGUUUUUCUCCUUUUCUAGGAAAUUUACUGUUACCUAUUUUUGGGAAACGGAAACCGAGAUAUAGUUCCCCUCCCUCUGCUCUCUGCUGUUCUUAAAUUUCCUAUAUUCCUUGCCUCCUUGGGGCCCAGUUUCCGCUUGUUCUUCCUCUCAAAAAAAGAGGGGGACAUACAGCUUUUGGCCGGGAAAGGGCUCCCCGGCGGGCGGAGAAGCAGAAAGAUGGCGGGGUACGGAAUGCCCGCCGCGGGCUAUCCACCUCAGUGUUCGCACCCCUCCGCUGCGUGUUCUCCGCCUCCGUAUUACCCUCCUUAUCCACCUCCCCAGCCCGAUCAGACAUACUACUAUGGCGCCGCCGCCGGUGGCAACCGUCACCGCACCUUUUUCCAGUGCUUGAUAUUAUGCGCGACCACCAUCUUCGUCGUGCUGAGCAUUAUUAGCUUCAUCUUCUGGAUCGUCUUCCGCCCUCAACUCCCGGAUUUCUCUGUCACCGACGUCACUGUCUCCGGCUUCAACUUCUCUGGGAACGAAUUAUCGGCCAAUUGGGACGUGAAUGUCACCGCCUUUAAUGGCAACAAGAAGUUGAGAGUCAACUAUGACUUCAACAAGGCCGCCAUCUACUACGAAGGCGAGGUUUUGGCCGUCACUUCCCUUCCCCCUUUCUACCAGGACACGCAGACGACUACCACCAUCCCUGUCCACCUCGCCACCGCCUCGACGUUUCUAUCCGACUUCACAUCAAACCAGCUAAAGUCCUCCCGAAGCAAUGGGGAGGCUUCUUUCGAUAUCCAGCUGCGGUUCGGUUUGCAGUUCAAGUCCCGCAAGUGGACGACUCGGUGGCGUACUCUGAGGAUUUUAUGCGAGAAUGUGGAGAUCGAUUGGACCACCUCAGGAAGCAACCCGGCCGUCGGAAGAUUGAAAUCAGCCGGCCGGUGUCUCGCGUAUCAUUGAGCGUGAUGCCCUUCUCAUCCUCUGUUUCUUCUGAUCUUUUGCUUAGUAACUGCUUCGGAAAAUGUACAGAAUCACGAAUUAGCAGGGCUGUGCUGCAAAUUCUUGUACCAUUCGUUGGUUGUGUUGAGUUCCUUCGUUAAACCAGCGAUGGCAAUGAAUAAGUUCGAGAUAAUGGGGAAAAUGAAUGAGAGAAGAGAAGAUUCAGAUAUUCAUCGUA
Molecule: messenger RNA, 1306 nt
Organism: Nymphaea colorata (pocket water lily)
Lineage: Eukaryota; Viridiplantae; Streptophyta; Magnoliopsida; Nymphaeales; Nymphaeaceae
Product: NDR1/HIN1-like protein 10
Exons: 1
Coding region: 361-1089 (242 amino acids)
Cellular component (GO): plasma membrane
Source: RefSeq, a predicted model, not a curated record